This is a messenger RNA of Fusarium odoratissimum NRRL 54006, 1412 nucleotides long. RefSeq lists its product as uncharacterized. Gene Ontology annotation, molecular function: zinc ion binding; DNA-binding transcription factor activity, RNA polymerase II-specific. The coding region runs from base 45 to 1376 and encodes 443 amino acids. The record is from RefSeq and is a predicted model, not a curated record. The transcript has 4 exons. Lineage: Eukaryota; Fungi; Ascomycota; Sordariomycetes; Hypocreales; Nectriaceae. Gene Ontology annotation, biological process: regulation of DNA-templated transcription.
CUCCUCCAUGCCAUCCCCAAUUACGAAAACUCGUAUCAAUUACAAUGGAGAUUUUGUCAGAGCCUCUGUUCUUUCAAACGUGUCAGUUGUGUGACAAGACUUUCACUCAGGAGCACCCAUACAAGCGACACGUCAAUUAUUGCCGCCGCGCUCAGACUCAACGCAAAGGACGCCCAAAGUCUUGUACUUCCUGCAGAAUAGCCAAGACGAAAUGCGACUUUGGUCAGCCAUGUUCGAGAUGCACGAAGAAGGAUCUGCGAUGCGCUUAUGGCCGUACAAUUCGCAAUGGAGCUACGACGACGAUUGAGCAUUACCAGAAUCUCAAUGCUCGGUCAAGCAACGAGCUGGAGGGCGUCAAUGAAUUAGUUUCCUGUGAGCCUCCGAGUGUUUCUCUUGAGUUAGACGAGUUCGCAAGCGACUUCAUCUCGUCGCUGAACACCAUAUCCACCGACCCCUCUGAACUCAUGCCAAAUUCUCUGGACGUUUUUCCGCCCAGCAUCACAAACGAUAUGCAGACUCGCGUGCCGUCGAGAUCGCUCACCUCCAAGGGAGAUCUAACUCGCGUAUCUAAUCGCCUUUCAAGCAUGCAGCACGCGUCGAGAGUCAUCAUGCAGAUGCUUUACGCAUAUCCGCAGAUGAUGCUCCGUCGGCAAACGUUCCCGCCGUUCAUCCAUCCCCAUUGGCAUUUGAAAACUCUCCCUGAGACGUUGGGCAACUGCAUGAGUGUUUCUCAGCUCUUUGCGGCGAGAACACCGGAAACCCAGUCGUUCUUGUGGAGAAUGGUCGCUGCUGAGGAGGGGCGCUUUCGGGAAAAGUUGCAUACGUUCUCUCCUCGUGAGGUGCAUUUGUGUCUGGAGGCUAUGAUUAUCUAUAUGAUGAUGUCGAUGAGUGAACCCGACUCAGAAAGCAAAGACCGAACUUCUAGGCUCUUCGAAACAGCUGAGCUCAUCGGUACCCGAUUCCUCGAUUUCACCGGUAGCUACUCGAACUCUGAAAUAUCUGAGCCAAGUUCAACAUGGCAAGACUGGAUAUUCUCAGAAUCACGCCGCCGAAUGUCCUGUCUCUGGCUUAUCAUAAGCUGCGUGAUAACCAUCGAGAACGGCAGGACGUGCAGUAGCUGUAGCGAUGUGCAGAAUCUUCCUCUCCCGUCGAGCAAACUUCUUUGGGAAGCUAGAAGUCUGGAAGAAUGGCAGACGGAGAAGGCCUUCUUUGAUAUGAGCUGUCGUAUCGUUACAUUAGGUGAGCUUGUUGAAGCGAAAGGAAACGCGGGAAAUCCGGUUGAAGCUCAGAGGUUGCAGAGUUGGGAGAUGGGGAGCGAUAAGAUGACCGCCAUGUUAAAUAUUGCUGUUGAGUUUGUAUGGGGCAACGUUUUAUAACGGUUGACUAUCAUAACCGUUUUUUUAUACUGUAUC